This is a messenger RNA of Oreochromis niloticus (Nile tilapia), 2488 nucleotides long. RefSeq names its product cyclin dependent kinase 17 (gene cdk17). Bases 357 to 2039 code for a protein of 560 amino acids. Gene Ontology annotation, cellular component: cytoplasm; nucleus. NCBI's taxonomy places the organism in Eukaryota, Metazoa, Chordata, Actinopteri, Cichliformes, Cichlidae. Gene Ontology annotation, molecular function: ATP binding; cyclin-dependent protein serine/threonine kinase activity. Gene Ontology annotation, biological process: protein phosphorylation. The record is from RefSeq and is a predicted model, not a curated record. The transcript is spliced from 18 exons.
AACGUCAGCGGAAGUGCCGUUAUCGUAAUCUAUCUUACAUGCUCGCACCCCUCCCGUCUCCGCACUCGACAUCCUCCUCCAGCCUCUUUAAACUGCCUCCGCUGCCGAACAGACGACUUUUUCGGGUUUCGGUCUGUGUCCGUUCGCCCGCACACUCGCACACCUCUCUGCUUGUUUCGGAGGAUAUUUUUUUCUCUGGCGGAGCGUGUGGAGCACAAACAAGCACAGACGGAGCUGUGUUUCAGGCUACUUCAGUGGGCGGGUAAAGCGGAGGAGGGCAUCCGGGCCUGGCAGAUCCGGAGGGUCGGCUUGAAAACGACGGAAUUCAACAUUUUCAGGCCUCGCGUUGCCCUGUUAUGGAAAAGAUGAAGAGGAUUAAGAAGCGUCUGUCAUUAACACUACGCCCCAGUCAGACCAUCGACGAGUCUCUGUCAGAACUGGCCGAGCAAAUGACCAUUGAAGAUGGUGGCACCAAGGACAAUGAGCCCUUCAUGAGGAAUGGCCGCCCACCCACCUCCCACAGCAUGCACUCCUUUCUGCACCAGUACACCGGUUCCUUCAAGAAGCCACCCCUGCGCCGGCCACACAGCGUCAUCGGAGGCACUCUGGGGUCUUUCAUGGUUAUGCCGCGCCAUGGCAGCCGCCUGGAUAUUGUCCACGAAAAUCUGAAGAUGGGAUCUGACGGGGAGAGCGAUCAGGCAUCAGGAACGUCUUCAGAUGAGGUCCAGUCUCCGACGGGAGUCUGUCUGAGAAACCGGGUCCACCGGCGAAUUUCCAUGGAGAUUGAUUUUGAAAGGAAGACUGAAUUCACCUGGAGACCCCCUGCCACCUGCUGGUCAAUGAUGAAAUAUGCCAGAACCCACCUUAUCAGCCUCCCUGAUGACCUCAACAAGCGCCUGUCUCUGCCUGCUGACAUCCGAAUCCCUGACGGCUACCUGGAGAAGUUGCAGCUUAGCAGCCCACCCUUCGACCAACCGCUCAGCCGACGCUCGCGCCGAGCCUCGCUGUCAGAGAUUGGUUUUGGAAAGUUGGAGACAUACAUUAAACUGGACAAGCUGGGAGAGGGAACUUACGCCACAGUGUUUAAAGGACGCAGUAAACUGACAGACAACCUGGUGGCGCUGAAGGAGAUCCGGCUGGAGCAUGAGGAAGGAGCCCCGUGCACAGCCAUCAGAGAAGUGUCAUUAUUGAAGGACCUGAAACACGCCAACAUUGUGACACUACAUGACAUUGUUCACACUGACAAGAGCCUCACACUCGUCUUUGAGUACCUGGACAAAGACCUGAAGCAGUACAUGGACGACUGUGGAAACAUAAUGAGUAUGCAUAAUGUGAAGAUCUUUCUGUUCCAGAUAUUGCGAGGGCUGUCAUACUGUCACAAAAGGAAAGUUCUCCACAGGGACCUGAAGCCACAGAACCUCCUCAUCAAUGAGAGAGGAGAACUUAAACUGGCUGAUUUUGGUUUGGCCAGGGCCAAGUCUGUUCCAACUAAAACCUAUUCCAACGAGGUGGUGACUCUUUGGUACCGACCUCCUGAUGUUCUGCUGGGAUCCUCGGAGUACUCAACACAGAUCGAUAUGUGGGGUGUUGGAUGUAUAUUCUAUGAGAUGGCUGCAGGUCGGCCUCUUUUCCCCGGCUCCACCGUUGAAGACGAGCUCCACCUCAUCUUCAGGCUGCUAGGAACACCUACAGAGGAGAACUGGCCAGGGAUCUCUUCUAUCGAAGAGUUUAAAUCCUACAACUUCCCCAAAUACAAACCCCAGCCAAUCAUCAAUCAUGCCCCCAGGUUGGACAGUGAAGGCAUCGAGCUGCUGCUGUCAUUCCUCAGAUACGAAUCCAAGAAGAGAAUUUCAGCUGAUGAGGCAAUGAAGCAUUCCUAUUUCAGGCAGCUUGGGAUGAGAGUCCACACACUGCCUGAGAGUGUAUCAAUAUUCACAUUGAAAGAAGUGCAGCUGCAGAGAGACCCAGGCUACAGGAACUCCUCGUAUCCAGAGUCAGGUAACAGCAAGAUCAACAGGAGGCAAAGCAUGCUGUUCUAGUGUUUCAAUGAAGAAGAUGCCCCACUUCAUCUACACCUCCCAGCAGCCUCUUGCAUGAGCCCACCACCCCUCGGAGUGACACCCACACCACGCAUUUAACUACACACACGCACGCAAACACUCAAUCUGAGCGAGUGACUCUGAGUUGAAUCUAUUUGGUGACUGUGUUUAUUUAUUGGGGGCGGGGGGGAUGGGUGAGGUUGAACUUUUUUUUGCUGCUAAACUACUACUGUCUGUAUUUAACACACAGUGUGUGUCUGCGCGGAGGCGUGUGUGUGUGUUUGCACAAUGUGAACUCGGGAUGUCAUGCACAGUUGAGCAGUCAGUAAGGUUACUAUUGUUUUCCUGACAGUGAUCCUCCGGCUUGUCAUGAGUCAACUGAUGUUGAUGUCGAUGCUGUGACCCAAGUUGUUGUUCUUGUUCUUGUUGUCCUCGGCGGUUGAAAGAGA